This is a messenger RNA of Lotus japonicus, 4380 nucleotides long. Its product is annotated as pentatricopeptide repeat-containing protein At2g16880. The record is from RefSeq and is a predicted model, not a curated record. NCBI's taxonomy places the organism in Eukaryota, Viridiplantae, Streptophyta, Magnoliopsida, Fabales, Fabaceae. The transcript has 5 exons. Gene Ontology annotation, molecular function: protein binding. The coding region runs from base 121 to 2388 and encodes 755 amino acids.
AAGUGUUUGAACCCUGCCACUGUUUCUUCGUCCUCAUCAGUCUUGUUCCUCUGUCACCAAAAAACCCUGACAAACACGAAGAAGAAGAAGAAGAAGAAGAAGAAGAAGAAGAAGAAGAAGAUGAUGAUGAACCAGGAGGAACAACUGGUAGAAACCAUAGCCAAAAUCCUCCACAGUAACAAGAAUCCAUCCAACUCCUUGAAGCGUUUCAUCCCUCACCUCACCCUUCACCUCGCCGUCUCCAUCCUCUCAUGGGAGCCACUCCAUUCUCGCCCCACCGCUCUCCUCUCCUUCUUCAAAUGGCUCCAAACCCACGCUCCUCCCUCCCUCUCCGCCUCCCCUUACCUCCUCCUCACCCUCCUCCCUCCCCUCCUCCGCCACCACAAAUUCUCCGACGCCAAGUCCCUCCUCCACAACUUCAUCUCCUCCGACCGCCGCCACUCCCUCCAUAACCUCCUCCUCCACCCCAACCGGACCCUUCCCACCAUCCCAAUAUCACUCCUCGAUACCUCCCUCGCUGCCUAUGUUCAUGCCCGGAAGCCUCACCUUGCUUUCCAGAUCUUCACCAAGAUGAAACGAUACCGUUUCCGACCCAACUUGCUCACCUGCAAUACGCUUCUCAAUGCCCUUGUAAGAUCCUCUUCCUCUCAAUCCAUUCAGCUCUCCACACAGGUGUUUAACGAUGCCAUUAUGCUCGGGGUUAAGCCCAAUACAAACACUUUCAAUAUUUUGAUAUUUGGGUAUUGUUCUGUUAGCAAGUUUGAUCAAGCAUUUGAGUUGAUGAAUAAGAUGGGGGAGUUUGAGUGUUCCCCUGAUCAUGUCACCUAUAACACUUUACUGGAUGCGUUAUGCAAGAGGAGUCAGUUGGACAAGGUGAGGGAGUUGCUGCAUGAGAUGAAGGAUAGCGGGUUGGUUCCGAAUAAGAACACGUAUAAUAUAUUGGUUCAUGGGUAUUGCAGGUUGAAAUGGCUUAAAGAAGCUGCUGAGGUUAUUGAGUUGAUGACAAGGAGUGGUAUGUUGCCUGAUAUUUGGACUUAUAAUACAAUGAUGAGGGGUUUGUGUGACGAAGGGAAGAUUGAUGAGGCAAUUAGGCUUAGAGAUGAGAUGGAGAGUUUGAAAUUGGUUCCGGAUGUUGUUACUUAUAAUACCUUGAUUGAUGGGUGUUUUGAGUGUCGGGGCAGUGCUGAGGCGUUUAAGUUAGUUGAGGAGAUGAAGUUGAGGGGGGUCAAGCCGAAUGUGGUGACUUACAAUAUAAUGGUUAAGUGGUAUUGCAAGGAAGGUAAGACUGAUGAAGCGAGCAAAGUCAUGGCGAAGAUGGUGGAGAGUGGGGUUUCUCCUAACUGCUUUACUUAUAAUACUAUCAUUAAUGGUUAUUGUAAACUGGGAAAGCUUGGGGAGGCGUUUAGGAUGAUGGAGGAUAUGGGAAGGAAGGGAAUGAAAGCAGAUACUUUCACUCUUAAUACCAUAUUACACAUCUUGUGCAUGGAGAAGAAGCUUAAAGAUGCAUAUGAGUUAAUUAAAAGUGCCUGGAAGCGAGGUUAUAUUCUUGAUGAGGUAACCUAUGGAACACUAAUAAUGGGGUACUUUAAGGAUGACCAAGAAGACAAAGCUUUGAAGCUCUGGGAUGAGAUGAAGCAGAAAGGAAUUGUUCCUAGUGUUGUCACUUAUAACACUAUAAUAAGAGGGUUUUGCCUGUCUGGAAAAACUGAUCAAGCUGUAGAUAAAUUAAAUGAGCUUCUAGAGAAGGGUUUGCUCCCUGAUGAAGCUACAUCUAACAUAAUUAUUCAUGGUUACUGCUGGGAGGGAUUGGUAGAAAAAGCAUUUCAGUUCCAUAACAAAAUGAUAGAGAAGUCAUUCAAACCAGAUAUCUUCACAUGUAACAUUCUUCUUCGAGGACUUUGCAAACAUGGCAUGCUGGAGAAAGCUCUUAAACUUUUUGACACAUGGAUCUCUACAGGGAAGCCCAUUGACGUAGUUACAUACAACACAUUGAUAUCGUUCCUUUGCAAAGAAGGGAGACUUGAAGAUGCAUCUGAUCUCGUGACUGAAAUGGAGGGGAAAAAUUUGGAGCCUGACCAGUAUACUUAUAAUGCCAUCAUCAGCGGGCUUACUAAAGCUGGUAGAACUGAGGAAGCAGAAAAAUUGGUGUCAAAACUCGUUGAGAUAGGGCAAGAUGUGAAAACCCAGGACUCUUUUGGUUCAGGUGAUAUGACACGUUCAGAGCAAAUAAGUAAUUUGUGUACUCAGGGGAAGUACAAGGAUGCGAUGAAACUAUUUCAAGAUACAGAGCAGAAAGGAGUUAGCCUAAGUAAAUACACAUAUAUCAAACUGAUGGAUGGGCUCUUGAAGAGGCGAAAAAGCAUAUCGAAUGUUGACCGAUCUGAUUGAAACAAUAAAUUGGAUAGUUUUUUUGGGGGGGAUUUGGAUUUAGGAUGUUCUUAAUGUUGAAUCCAUUUGUGGAGGCAGUGUUGAGAUGGAAUUUAAUUAUUUCAUUGAUAUGGACUUUCUGGUUUCAGUUCUUGAUUUGAGAUAACAAUUGAUACAUAGAAUUGAUGCAGGACUUAUAACUGAGGUGGUACGUUUCUCAAUGGAGCUUCAAGUACAUCUUCAUUGUUGCUUCUCUUGAAUGGUUUUCUUAGCUGGAAUUGUCAGUGAUAGGCAGAUGGGUGCACCACGCAUGUCAAGAUAAUGAGGAUUUGGAAGCCAUGACAUGGAUGUUUGGAAUGUCAAAUUGGUGGUUAUUUUGUGGUUCUGUAAAAGUUUUAAAUUCUAAGGAUUUAAGGAAAAUUCUAGUAGGCAAGUAUUAGUGUUUUAAAGGGAAGAGUUUUUAUCGACAUGUUUGUCAAAUUAGAAGAAAUUGCAUAGGCUCUCUGGGUUUUAAAUGAUUUAUUUUAAAUUAGGUUUAUUUUCAAAUUAUAUUUGAAGAAGCCUUUUUGGUUGAGUGAGCUAUAGAUUGUAUGAAGUUUUUAGUAGAAAUGAUUUUGGCACUUUUUGGAGAAGAUGAAUUAUUGAAUUUCUUUCAACUGCUACUUUCCUGUGACUGUGGAUGGCAAAAUUAAGUCUUUGUCUAAAUGUCAGCCGGGAGUCGGUCUAGGAGAUCACUUAUCCCCUAGAAGGAUUCAGUUUGAACUUUGAAUAAAUAUACAUAUAGCAAGAUAGUGGAUGGGCUAUUGAACUGUUGAACAGCUAAAAGCAUAUAAAAGGUUGCCUGAUCAGAUUGACACAGUAAAUUAGCUAGGUACUAUUUAUUUUGGCAUUAGGAUUUAUGAUACCCAUAAUGCUGCAUUGUGUUUUAGAUGCAAUGUUCUGAUUAUUAUUGAUUUCAUGUAAGUGUGUUUUUUCCAUAAGUAAUUAAUUUCAGUUUUUGUAACUACUUAAGCAAAAUACUUUUUAUUGUCUUGGCCUAUCUGUUCAUGUCUUCUCUGGAAUUUGUAGAUGGGAACUGUAGUUGAAGUUUAAAUUGAAGGAAGAUUGCUAAUUUUCCGGAAAGGGAAUCUCUUAUGGAACUAUUCUUAAACUGCAAUGGAUGAUCAGCGGACUCUUGAUAAGAACCUUGGAUUAUGCUAAACAUCGACGGAUCCUUAUCUCAAAAGUGCCAGUCUGCUGCAUUUGGAGUAGUCAUCUGUGGCCACUGGGGAUCCUUCCUUGUGGCCUUUUCAUGCAGCCUAGAUUCGUGCUUUAUCAUCUAUAAUCUAGAAGAGACCAGACUUGGAAAAAUCUUGAUUUGGUAUUUUCUGCUGUUGAUAAGUAGCUUGAUCAGGAAGGUGAAAUUUCCACUUGAAGACAGCAGAUAGUGAUGAUUUACACAACACACAAACAUUCUUACUGUCUACCAGGAUAUUAAAUGUGUACCACUUGUGGAUUCCGUGUUGAUUAAGAUCCUCUCAUGUGACAUCACAAUGUUACGUAGAACAUUGUGUCUAUCUCUUUUCAUAAAUAUUCAAAGGGUAUCAUCUAUUUAAUACAUACGAAGAGAGAGAGAUAGAUACAAAAUUUCAACAUGAAGGAACAUGAGAGGAUCCUGAUCAUUUCGUGUGGCGAAGGGGGGGACCUAAGAGGAGUGUAAAUCAUGUUAUUGAAUGGAACAAUUGAGCAAUGAGGUUAAAAGUAUUCUCAGUAUGUCUCUUUUUCCCCUUGCUCUUGUUGGACACUAUCUUCCCUUCACAUGUAAAAGACAUGUAUUUCAAUUUUGGUUUUGUAACUGCUACUAAUAAUGCUCUGUUGCAAGUUUGAUGGUCAUAGGAUACAAUUUAUUGCAGGCCAAACAGUUAGUUGCCAAUUGAUUAUUGAUUCUUUUUCAUUUGUACUUCAAACGCCGUUUAAAUUGACACAAUCAGUUGUACUUCAAUGAUUAUCUGCUGUUCAGUGAUGGUUGGUAUU